UUCCGCAGGAGGUCAGGGGUUCAGUGUCCGCUAAUCCUGCUACGCCCUCACUCUGGUCACACCUCCUGCAAAGCUUGAAAAACCAGAAGGAUGGGACUUCGCCUCUGGGAUGCCUGCCCGUCAGAGCAUGGAAGCAGUUUGCUGGGCUUGUCUGCAGUACUGGCUUUCAUCCUCAGAAAUGAUCUGGUUUCAGCAAUUCCUAUAUACUCACAUACUUACAUCACUUACAGACACAUACUAUUUUCAUAGCUUUUUUGAUUUUUUCCCACUGCCUUGCAUCUCUUUUCCAGAGAGAUAUUGCUCUAGAUUUGUCUGUGUUGUUCAAUGUGUGUAGGGCUGGCUCUGCCUCACGGUCAGAGGCAGCUGUGAGAUGCCCUCUUGAGUGGUGCUUCUCAGGAACACAAUCACAGUGUCACAGCAUUUUCUGGGCUGGAAGGAACUCCCAAAGAUCAUGGAGCCCAGCACCUGGGCCUGCUCAGAACAGCCUCAAGAAUCCCAGCCUGUGCCCAAGAGCAGUGUCCAAAGACUUUUGGAGCUCUCUCAGCCUUGGUGCUGGGAGCCCUUCCCUGGGGAGGCAUUUCCAGUGCCCAAGCCCCCUCUGGCUGAAGAACCUUUGCCUUCCAUCCAACCCAAGCCUGCAGUAGCGCAUCUUCCAUGCAUCCUCUUGGCUCUUCUCACUGGCCCCAAGACUCAAGGCACUCUAGUGCCUGCCCUUCAGCUUUCCUUCUUGAGUAAGCUGCAGACUGCUAGAGGGACUUGCCUCAGAAAUUCCAAGUGAAAAAUGCAGCAAUGACACCUAAUGGAGAGGAGCUGGGACAGAGGAGCUUGGGGUUUUCAGUGAUGAUGAGGAUGAGAAGCAGGGCUACCGACACAUCUUGGCAGAAUGAGUUUUAUCUGGAGCGUUGUUUUGAUCUCUUUCAGGUGGAAAGGAGAGGCACAAUGAAAAGGAAAGCAAGAGCCCACACUGAGCCGUGAGUUUUGGCCUAGGGUUAAAGGACAGCAAACUUGAGGAAUGGCGAGCAAGACAACUGCUCUUUCAGAGUCACAGUGGGAUUGGUCCAAGGCUGUGGCUGCACGCCAGGUGUCUCUUGACCACUUGCCUUUCUUACGUCCUACUCCUUCUUCCUCUAGACACAUCAAUGUUGGCAGUGACUUUCAGGCCGAGCUCCCUGAGCUGCAGACCGGGCCGCCAAGUGAGGAUGAAGAGCCUGCAACCCUGGUCUGGAAGCCCUUGGAGGAAGACGACCCUGACCUGGAAAAACCAGACAGAGGCUCUGAUAGAUGGACACCUGAGGAGAAGGAGGCCUUCCAAAAGGCUUUCCACACCUACGGCAAGGAUUUCCAUCUCAUCCAGAAGCAGAUCCCGAGUAAGACUGUGGCACAGUGUGUGGAGUACUACUACUGCUGGAAAAAAGAGCAGAAACUUGCCAGCAGCACUCUUGCUCACGGAGUUUGAAACCAUCAAGGAGAGGAACAAGCACAGGAGAAGACAUCGCCCACACAAGGAUGCACAGCCUCUCCCCAAGAAGAAAAGGCCAAAUUAGCCCUGCAUUUGCCCCAGGCUAGCAAGAGUUAUGCGUCUGCAGGACUAGAUAGAAAUAAGAUUGUUUUUCAAGUUUUUAGGAUUGUUUAUUCUUCUAUUAGUUUACAUGAUAGGAAUCCCUCUGUUUAUUAGCUAAGAUAUAUAUAAGAUAUAUAACUAUUAUUAAAGAUGUAUUAGUAGUGUUAGAUUUAGCAAUAAAUGUUUGGUGUUUGGUGUUUCUAUGCUUCAACUUUUUACAUUUUGUCUUUGUUGAGACACAAUCUGUUUUUAUCAUUAAACCAAAGUUUGCUCCA
Passer domesticus (house sparrow) is the source of this 1836-nucleotide messenger RNA. RefSeq names its product transcriptional-regulating factor 1-like. Gene Ontology annotation, cellular component: histone deacetylase complex; transcription regulator complex. The transcript has 4 exons. Gene Ontology annotation, biological process: regulation of transcription by RNA polymerase II; negative regulation of DNA-templated transcription. The record is from RefSeq and is a predicted model, not a curated record. Gene Ontology annotation, molecular function: transcription corepressor activity. The coding region runs from base 1013 to 1456 and encodes 147 amino acids. NCBI's taxonomy places the organism in Eukaryota, Metazoa, Chordata, Aves, Passeriformes, Passeridae.